UCAUCGCGUUAUUUUUUAUUGUGAAACUCCGCAGCCGAGAAAAAAAGCAAAGAAACAUCUCAAAAAGCUCUAAAUUAUUUAUAAUUUUUUAGUGUGAUAGCCGUAGUAGAUAAAUUUUAUAUUCAAAUGUUAGAGAUUUCCCAUUAAAAUGCUGGCUUUACUAUCAAGAUGUGUGAUAUUAGUUUUUGGUACCCUUUAUCCCGCCUAUGCAUCAUAUAAGGCUGUAAGGACAAAAGAUGUCAAGGAAUAUGUCAAAUGGAUGAUGUAUUGGAUCGUUUUUGCAUUCUUUACAUGCAUCGAGACAUUCACAGACAUAUUUUUGUCAUGGUUUCCCUUUUAUUACGAAAUAAAAGUCAUUCUCGUGAUCUGGUUGUUAUCGCCAGCGACGAAAGGAAGCUCGACCCUCUACCGGAAGUUCGUUCAUCCGAUGUUGACGAAGCGGGAACAGGAAAUUGACGAAUAUAUCAAUCAAGCGAAGGAAAAAGGAUACACCGCAGUCCUUCAGCUCGGAUCAAAAGCCACAACGGCAAUCAUGCAGACAGCGAUCAAGGGAGGCGGAGGCCUGGUGCAAACAAUUCGCAAAAGUUACAGCUUAAGUGACUUAUCAGAACCCGAACAGCCGAGAUCCAAAGAUGACAUUGAUGCUACAGUUCGACUUUCACAACAGCAACAGCAGAGAAUGUUGCGAUCACAAACGCGAAACAAUCCGAUGAGAGGCAGGCCGAACGUGGAAAUGUCCUUUCCUGAGUUGGAUUUGCAGAUGAAACGAUCGAUGGGUGAUCAGGGAGUGGAUUAUGAUUACAUUCGCUCUUCAGACAACAUCAGUUCGGGAUAUUCGAGUGCUGAACCGGGAUUAAGUCGAGCAGGAUCAAUUUCGAGCACGACUAAGACAAGACUUCGUUCCAAAAAUCGAUCUGAGUUCCCUGACGACUUAAUUUCUGAUUAUGACGAAACACCCCAAAUCCUCUCGGAAGACGAAGACGAAGUGCAAUUGAGACAAAGAUCGUUUGAACAAAGAGAAUUUCUCCCGCAAGACUUGGAAAAGUAUCAAUUGUUCCUGAAAUGGCUUGAAAAUGAGAAAAAUCGAGAGAAAUCCGAAGAACUUUCGAUGAAAAUUGAAACAAAACCUCUUGAAACAAUCAAAGAAGUACCUCGCAGAGUCGAUAGUCCUGAAUUAACUGUUCCCGAGUCUCCGCAUCGUCGUUCCGUGUCACCGAUCGAACAAAGACUCGAAACUGUCGAGCAAGAAUUGAAAGCUUUUACCUUAAAACCACAAGAAGACGAGUUCCUGGAUGUAAUUGACGACGACGAUGAUCGUUCGAUCACGAUUUCAGAACCAACUGCUUCAACAGUGAUCGAAAAUCCCGAUUGGACUGCACAAAUGUUGGAAAAAAUUGAAACUCUGGCAGAUGGAUUGACAAAAAGUUCAUUGUUGGAACCUGAAAUUGACUCAAUGGUCACUGUUGAACCGAAAAAUAUUGAAAAAUCAAAGAAUUUAGACGACAUUAACUUACCGAAAGACAUCCAAAUUGGUCCGAAGGUCAUUCAUUUGGAUGCGGAAGAAGAAGGUACUUCCUCAGAUAAUCCCGCGAGCGACGAAGAAAUCGUCAUUGAAUCCAAAUUAACAAUUUCCAACUCGCAAAUCGCUCUUACAACGCUUAAAACUUCCUCCUCGCAAAAUUCUUUGAACAAAAUUGGAUCACGUCGCUCAAGUUUGACCGGUUCACAAUCAAAUCUUGCCAAAGCUAGUUCCUUAACGAACGUUUCUGAUCAAAAACCAUUCGAGAAACCCACUUUAAUCUCUCAUGGCAAAGGAAAAGCUCCUGUUCCGCCGCCUCUUCAAGCCAAAUCAUCCACGAAUCCCGAUGCUGGCAAGCCUCCGAUGCGUCCUGCACCUUCCGAUCGCUUGAACAAAGAGAAAAAACGCAGAUCUGGCGGCGGGCUUUUCUCAUCAUUCACGGGAAUCUUCAAGUCAGACCACACGAAAGACGAUUCGCAUGAAGAUGGACCUCGCGAAACCCGAAUUUGAAGCCCGGAAAGAGCAAUGUCUUCAAGUUAUUCAUCCCUUCCAAGGACAAAAAAGUCAGAAAGAGCUGCAAAGACGACCAGAUCCUCGUCAAGGAGUGACCGAUCAAUGUAAUCACCUAAAAAAAUAUUUUAAAAAAUGAAUUAAAAUGUCCAAAUAUUUACGCAUUUAGCUCCUAAGUGACCCUUGUAAGAGUUUAAUUUUAUGUCCCUUGAACAUUCAGUUCCUUAUAUUGUAAAAUUUAUGGACAAAUCAUGGCAAAAAUAUCAACUUAGCGAAAAUUUCAUGUUAUUUAUGAAAAAUAGAGAUAAAUUGUAGCUAGGAAAUUUCUAAAAUUAAAAAAAAUUGUCUCCAGAGCUUAUCCGCAAACCGUAAUAAAGCAUUUUCGCUUUUAAAACUUUUUAACAGAGUGUUAAAUGGAAUUGUUGUGAAUGAAAUUAAAAUAUAAGAGAAAAAAAUA
This is a messenger RNA of Culicoides brevitarsis, 2486 nucleotides long. RefSeq lists its product as uncharacterized. The coding region runs from base 149 to 2029 and encodes 626 amino acids. The record is from RefSeq and is a predicted model, not a curated record. Gene Ontology annotation, cellular component: cytoplasmic microtubule; endoplasmic reticulum membrane. NCBI's taxonomy places the organism in Eukaryota, Metazoa, Arthropoda, Insecta, Diptera, Ceratopogonidae. The transcript has 8 exons. Gene Ontology annotation, molecular function: microtubule binding.